CCCUGUCCAGACCAUGGACCCCGAGGUGUCUUUGUUGCUUCAGUGCCCCCGAGGUGGGCUGUUUGAAGAGCAGGUGCGAGUUGAACUGAGCCCAGCCUAUGAUCGUCGCCCACUGCCCGGUGGGGACGAGGCCAUCACUACUGUCUGGGAGAACCGACUACAGGCCCAGCCAUGGCUGUUUGAUGCCCCCAAAUUCCGCUUGCACUCGGCCACCUUGGCGCCCACAGGCUCUCCAGAACCACAGCUGCUCCUGCAUCUGGGCCUCACUUCCUACCGAGACUUCCUGGGCACCAACUGGGCCAGCUCAGCUGCCUGGCUGCGACAUCAAGGGGCUGUCGACUGGGGUGACAAACAGGCCUACCUGGCCGAUCCACUAGGGGUGGGCGCUGCGUUGGCCACUGCAGAUGACUUCCUUGUCUUCCUUCGACGAUCUCGGCAGGUGGCCGAGGCUCCUGGGAUGGUGGACGUGCCUGGUGGUCACCCUGAGCCUCAGACUCUGUGCCCUGGUCACAGCCCCCGGCAUGAGGACCUCCCUGGGGCGCUGGUGGUGCGUGAGCUCUUCUCCAGUGUCCUGCAGGAGAUCUGUGAUGAAGUGAACCUGCCUCCGCUCACCCUGAGCAAGCCCCUGCUGCUGGGCAUCGCCUGCAAUGAGACCAGCGCCGGCCGAGCGAGUGCUGAGUUCUUUGUGGAGUGUAGCCUGACUUCCGAGCAGGUGAGGAAUCACUACCUGAGUGGGGGACCCGAGGCCCACGAGUCCACAGGAAUUAUCUUUGUGGAAACACAGAGCGUCCGGAGGCUGCAGGAGGCCGAGAUCUGGACCGAGCUCUGUCCCUCAGCCAAAGGCGCCGUCCUCCUGUACAGCCGGCUCCAGGGCAGCGCCUGCGAGUCCCCGGCCCUAUCACCACAGCUCUGA
Molecule: messenger RNA, 913 nt
Organism: Elephantulus edwardii (Cape elephant shrew)
Lineage: Eukaryota; Metazoa; Chordata; Mammalia; Macroscelidea; Macroscelididae
Gene: NUDT22
Product: nudix (nucleoside diphosphate linked moiety X)-type motif 22
Exons: 5
Coding region: 14-913 (299 amino acids)
Molecular function (GO): GDP-mannose hydrolase activity
Source: RefSeq, a predicted model, not a curated record